This is a messenger RNA of Xenopus tropicalis (tropical clawed frog), 612 nucleotides long. RefSeq names its product NADH:ubiquinone oxidoreductase subunit B10 (gene ndufb10). Gene Ontology annotation, cellular component: respiratory chain complex I; mitochondrial inner membrane; mitochondrion. The record is from RefSeq and is marked provisional. Lineage: Eukaryota; Metazoa; Chordata; Amphibia; Anura; Pipidae.
CUGUGACCUGGGAGAUGCCGGACGAGUGGAGUAAGGACGCGUACCCGGAGCCCCCCAGCCGGACCCCGGCCCCGGACAAGCACACCGCCCUCCCGAACCCGGCCGUUAUCGUCUCCAAGCUCUUCUACUAUGCGGUGGAUGUACCGGUCACACAGUUCCACGACUGGGUUGAGCGGCAGCGCUCGAGGAACACGUAUUAUUACUACCACAGGCAGUACCGCCGCGUGCCCGACCUGACCGAGUGUGAAGUUGGCGACUACCUGUGCUAUUUUGAAGCUGAAAUGCAAUGGAAAAGGGAUCACAAAGUGGAUCAGGAGAUCGUGAAGAUCCUGCAGGAGAGGAUGAGGGCGUGCCAGCAGCGCGAGGGCCACAGCUACGUACAGAAUUGUGCCAAGGAGGUUGCCCAGUUCACCGAAGCAGCCAAGGGCUACCAGUCUAGAUAUGGCGACCUCGGCGCUUACGGCAACGCUCGCAAAUGUCUGAUGAAGCAGAAACACCGGAUGAUUGCGGAAAGGAAAGCGGCGGCUCAGGCCCAGUGAGCCCCAAACCCUGCGGCACUUGUACAUGUUCCUGCCAUACUGUCUGUAUAAUAAACUCUCUAUUAGAACUUCA